Messenger RNA from Phytophthora sojae, 717 nucleotides. RefSeq lists its product as hypothetical. Gene Ontology annotation, molecular function: ATP binding; protein kinase activity. Bases 1 to 717 code for a protein of 238 amino acids. The transcript has 2 exons. The record is from RefSeq and is a predicted model, not a curated record. Gene Ontology annotation, biological process: protein phosphorylation. Lineage: Eukaryota; Oomycota; Peronosporomycetes; Peronosporales; Peronosporaceae.
AUGCUAAUCCCCGCUACGCGCGCCAGUAUUCAACACGUUAAUGCGUUUCUCGCUGAAGCCAAAAUGACGGCAGUCAUGAAUCAUCCGCACGUCGUGUCCUUCAUCGGUGUUGCGUGGGAUUCGCUCUCGGAUUUGUGCGUAGUGCUUGAGUUCAUGGAUGGUGGAGACCUGCGCACUCUGCUGGACAAGUACAUCACCUCGAAGCACGCUGGCGGCUUCGACCGGCAGAAGGCCACCAUCGCGCUCCACGUUUGCCACGCGCUGACGUACCUCCACUUGCUUGCACCGCCCGUCAUCCACCGAGAUCUCAAGUCGCGCAACGUGCUACUCAGCAGGACUAUGGAGGCCAAGCUCACAGAUUUUGGGAUUUCUCGAGAACGAAUAGACCGAACGAUGACUGCGGGGGUUGGUACUUCGCUGUGGAUGGCUCCUGAGGUGAUGCUGGGCGAGAGAUACGACGUGAAGGCUGACAUGUUCUCGUUUGGGGUGGUGUUGUCCGAGCUGGACAGCCACACGCUGCCGUACGCUCAGACGAAUAAGAAAACUCGUGAAACGGAGGGCCGUCAGCUCACGGAUGCGCCUUUGCUGCAGAGAGCGAAUGUGGAAUCGAUCACGGAGCUGGGCAAUGCUUGUGUUUCUGUCGAUCCGUACAAUCGUCCUAGCGCAGCCGAAGCUUUGUACAAGCUUCAGGUAGUGCUGGCGCAGGAGUUGGCAUGA